Molecule: messenger RNA, 3732 nt
Organism: Momordica charantia (bitter melon)
Lineage: Eukaryota; Viridiplantae; Streptophyta; Magnoliopsida; Cucurbitales; Cucurbitaceae
Molecular function (GO): phosphatidylinositol binding
Source: RefSeq, a predicted model, not a curated record
GUAAAUAAAUUCCGAGGAGAAAACGGAUUCGGAGUUCUUCCCUUCUAGCUUGGAAUCCUGUUCUCUAUAAACGAGAAAUUUUCCCUCCAGCUGAUGUACCGGCGGGAAGGGAUUUUGUGGCAGCUUCGGCAGGUGUUGAUCGUCUGUUCGAAUCGCGUUUGCCGAAUUCGCGAUACCGCAAUUGAAUCAAAUUCCACUUUGUUCUUUGUGGAGCUGGAUAACUCUUACGGCAGGUGAUUUAGAGAGGAUUUUGUUGUGUUUCAGUAGCAAUGAAGGCUAUGGCGACCGUGCAGGAUCUGAUCGAGGAGGCUAAACUUCGAACGGUUUGGUGGGCUCUGUGUGUUUUCGUGAUUUCGUACUUUUUGACCCAUACAAGUAAGUCAAUGUGGAUGAAUUUACCCAUAGCAGUUCUACUAGUUUCUGCUCUACGUAUUCUAUUCAACGAGAUUGAGUUCCGUAGAAAGGUGCGACCUAUUCAGCAACAAACGUACUUAUCUCAUCUGGAGAAGAAGCAGUUGUCUGUAAAUGACUCGCGGCUUUCUUCAGCUCUUCCUCCACCAAGGUGGAAAAGGAAAAUCCACUCUCCUAUUGUGGAGGCUGCAAUGAAGGAUUUCAUAGAUAAACUACUGAAGGACUUUGUGGUUGAUUUAUGGUAUUCAGAAAUAACCCCAGACAAAGAGUUUCCCGAUCAGAUACAUGCGCUAAUCAUGGACGCACUAGGUGAAAUAGCAGUUAGGGUGAAAGACAUAAACCUUGUUGACUUGCUCACAAGGGAUGUUGUUGAUUUGGUAGGUGAUCACUUGGACCUUUUCAGAAGAAACCAAGCUGCCAUUGGCGUUGAUGUUAUGGGAACACUAUCUUCCGAGGAGAGAGACGAAAGGUUGAAACACCAUCUUAUGGCUUCUAAGGAGCUUCAUCCUGCAUUGGUGUCUCCUGAGAGUGAGUACAAGGUCCUUCAAAGGCUCAUGAGUGGAGUGUUGACUUCAGUACUAAGACCAAGAGAAACUCAAUGUCCUGUUGUCAGAUCUAUUGCUCGAGAACUUUUAACAUGCUUGGUGGUGCAACCUCUUAUGAAUUUUGCAAGUCCUGGGUACAUAAACGAGUUGAUCGAAUGUAUUGUCCUUGCCACUAAAGCUGAGAGUGACAAAGAUUCUUCAGAUCAUUACAAAGAUUCUUCUACUGCUGUGUUAAUACACGUCGAAGAUUUGAACAAAAGGAAAUGCUCAUCUUUAAAUCCAGGGAAUGAUUCAGAGCUUGCUAAAAUUGACAGUCAACAAGAGAGAACCUCAGAUUACAUGUUCCAGGAAGAGCCUUUGCAACUGAAACAUGCUGAUUGGGCCCGUGUGUUGAAUGCAGCAACCCAGAGGAGAACUGAAGUUCUUAUGCCUGAAAAUCUUGAAAACAUGUGGACUAAAGGACGAAACUACAAAAAGAAAGAAAAUAAGAUCAUUAAAGUAGGAGAUUUUGAACCUAUGCCUACGACAAAGGAUUCUGGAAUAAGUAGCAUGCAACCUGCAAAAGUAACAAGGGAUGAAAUGUUGAGUGACAAGCAUCGGGCUUCUAUUGGGCCAGAAGAAAAGGUGAUAGUAAGGAAAACAUCCGAAAGACAUUUUGAUGUCCCUUUGACCUCCGAACCAGGUGACAAAAAUAAAGUCAGUUUUCAGUUAUCUCAGGAUCUUCCAAAGGAUUCAUCUACCGAUGGGAAGCUUUCUAUUAAUGAAUUAAAGAAUGUUGGUACACUUACAGCUAGUGCAACUAAAAAACAGCUCAAGAGAUCCAAUAGUACUUCUGCUUUGACAAUUGCAGUUGGUGCAGGAAAGACUUCUACAGUAGAAGGUGGAAGAUCUAUUAUAUCAGAUUUCUAUGGCCCCAAUUUUGGCAAGCAUAGUGAAGAGCACCUUGCUAAGAGUGCCUCGGAUAUGGUGGUCCAAAAAGAAGGGCUGCUUGUUCCCAAACUUAGGAGUCGGGUAAUGGGUGCAUACUUUGAGAAAAUCGGUUCAAAAUCUUUUGCCGUGUAUUCAAUAGCUGUUACAGAUGCAAAUAACAAAACUUGGUUUGUCAAGAGAAGAUAUCGAAAUUUUGAGCGGUUACAUCGGCAUCUUAAAGAUAUUCCUAACUAUACACUGCACCUGCCUCCCAAACGAAUAUUUUCAUCAAGCACAGAGGAUGCUUUUGUUCACCAACGUUGCAUUCAACUUGACAAAUAUUUGCAGGAGCUAUUAUCAAUUGCAAAUGUUGCCGAGCAGCAUGAAGUAUGGGAUUUUUUAAGUGUUUCCUCAAAGAACUAUUCUUUUGGAAAAUCUCCCUCAGUGAUGAGAACACUAGCAGUCAAUGUGGAUGAUGCUGUGGAUGAUAUUGUACGCCAGUUUAAAGGGGUCUCAGAUGGUUUCAUGCGCAAAGUUGUUGGUUCAACUUCACCCUCUGAUGAAGCCUGUGCCUCAUCAAACUAUGACCGGAAAUUGUCUUUUAAUUCAAAUGAGUUACGCAAACACGUUUCUGCACAGUAUAAUUUAGAAGAAGCUAAUAACAUGUCUGAUGAGGAAGGUGAGAGACUUGGAAGUGAAAACCAUGAAAAAGUUAGUGGAUGGCAUUCGGACACUGAAUUAAACUCCAAGAGUUUUCCUCCUCGUGUGAUCAAACGGGGUGAAGAGUCGGAUAACUUGGUUGUUGACAAGAAAAAUGAUCUAGAACUGAGGUCUGGAGCCAGUCAUGGAGGAUUUUCUCAAACUUCAUACCAUAUGGAUGAUCCAGAAGGAAUGCCACCAGAGUGGACUCCCCCAAAUGUUAGCGUACCUCUUCUAAAUCUGGUUGACAAGAUAUUUCAGCUCAACAGGAGAGGCUGGAUAAGGAGGCAGGUCCUUUGGAUAUCGAAACAAAUAUUACAGUUAAUAAUGGAAGAUGCCAUUGAUGAUUGGAUUGUUAGGCAAAUACACUGGCUACGGAGAGAGGACAUCAUUGCUCAGGGAAUUCGAUGGGUUCAAGAUGUUCUCUGGCCCAAUGGAACAUUCUUUAUACAAUUAAGGAAUGCUCAAAGUGAAGAUGAUGAUACUCAAUCUACUACUAGCCGAACUGAUGAAAGUAAGAUCCCCAAGCCUGGGUCUUUUGAGCUGCAGCUUGAGGCUGCUCGUAGAGCUAGUGAUGUCAAGAAAAUGCUUUUUGGUGGGGCUCCAACACCAUUGGUAAGCUUGAUAGGGAACAACCAAUACAAAAGAUGCGCAAAAGACAUUUAUUACUUCACUCAGCAGUCUUCCGUCUGUGUGAAGCAACUUGGGUAUGGACUACUGGAGCUAAUACUCGUAUCAGUUUUCCCUGAGCUGCGGAACUUAGUCCUCGAGAUUCAUGAUAAGUUGCCCAUCUCGCCCAUCUCAUAACCUCUUAUCCAGGUUAUGUCUGCUUCUCCUCCCAAUUCCGAGCUCAGAAUGUCAACAUUUUACUUACUUUAGCAUUCAGGUUCCCUCAGUUUUGAUGAUGUAGUAGUAGUAUUUAAGCGAUGAACAGAGUCAGGAAUUUUGUGGAUUGCUGAAAAUUCUUUUGUGAAUAGAAAUGGUUUUGCUCGUCUUUCUUCUUUCAACUGUAUAGAGUUUUAGCUUUAGGGUGUGUAUAGAAUUUAGUGGUACAGCAGGUGAUGGACAAUCUCCAUAUCUUGGCCAUUGUAAUUGAUCCAUUCUCCUCUUGUUCAUAAUGAUUCACCUUUUCUAUUGAUGAUUGAUAUUGAAAUUUAUUUAUUCAUUA